AUGGCGGAACAAACUUGCCUGGAUUUCGAUCCUGAAUCGUCGGUCUUCAAGAGAGAUCGGCACGUACUUUUUCUGCAGAUGAUGUAUCAGCUCUUGCCGUCGGCGUAUCAGGACCAAGAAAUCAACCGCCUUACGCUCGCCUAUUUCGUUGUCUGCGGCCUAAACAUUCUAUCCGCCCUCGAUCGAAUUGACAAGGAAGAGGUGAUUAACUGGGUCUUGUCAUUACAAGCUCAUCCAAAGAAUAGGGCCACAUUAGAAAGUGGUCAAUUUUAUGGAUUUCAUGGAUCCAGGAGCUCGCAGUUUCAGUCCAAUGAUACUGGGGCAGCCAGCCUCAACGGCAGUCACCUAGCUAGCACUUAUUGUGCGCUGGCCAUAUUAAAGACUAUUGGCUAUGAUUUAUCACUUAUCGAUGCCGAGUUGUUAUUGAGAUCAAUGAAAAACUUGCAGCAAGCUGACGGAUGUUUUAUGCCCAUUCAUACUGGAGGAGAGGCAGAUCUGCGCUUCGUGUAUUGUGCUGCGGCCAUUUGUUCCAUGUUGAAUAACUGGAGCGGCAUGGAUCGGGAAAAAGCUAAGGAGUACAUAAUUAAUUGUCAGUCAUACGACGGUGGUUUUGGAUUAAUUCCUGGUUCAGAAUCUCAUGGUGGUGCCACUUACUGUGCUGUUGCUUCUCUUAAACUGAUGGGAUUCCUUGAAGAAGAUUUGCCGUCGAAAGACAUUUCCUCUCAUAUCAUCAAUGUGCCAUUGCUUUUGGAUUGGAGCUUGCAGAAGCAAGCAAAAGAUGGUGGCUUUCAAGGUAGAGCAAACAAGCCAAGUGAUACCUGUUAUGCCUUUUGGAUUGGAGGAGUUUUAAGGAUCUUACGGGCAGAUAAGUUCCUUAACAAGAGAGCAUUACAUAGUUUUUUGUUAACUUGCCAGUCUGAGUAUGGUGGUUUCAGUAAAUUCCCGAGAAGUUUCCCAGAUCUUUACCACUCUUAUUAUGGAUUUUGUGCAUUUAGUCUAUUGAAUGAACCUGGUCUCGGUUAUUUAUGCGUCGAGCUGGGUAUAGCAGAUGUUGCAGUACUUGGGGUUUGA
Molecule: messenger RNA, 1071 nt
Organism: Striga hermonthica
Lineage: Eukaryota; Viridiplantae; Streptophyta; Magnoliopsida; Lamiales; Orobanchaceae
Source: the annotation of a GenBank genome assembly